GUAUACGAUCGGAUCCAUCUGACUGAGGCAAAGCUCAAUAAUAGAAAAUUGCAUGCAUACAAUCCCGACCGCGAGGUUAUCUUUAUUCAUCUGUCUCUACAUGAAAGUUGAAAGAAAUUCCCCUUAGCGAGAAGACAAGAAACGAGUGGCAUGAAAGGAUUGUGAAGAUUUAUAGAGCGCUACGUCAACAUGAAGAUCACAGAGCUAUAUAUCUACCCCAUUAAAUCGCUGGGUCCACUCCCGGUGCAGCGGGCGCGUCUGCGACGCGAAAGCGUCGAAUAUGACCGCCGCUUCAUGCUCCUCAAAGUGCAGCCCGACGGGACGUACAAGAACAUCCAGAUCACGUACUUCCCAGAAUGUGCACUCUUCCAUCAGCGGUUAGACGGUAGCGAUAUCGUCGUCACAUACCGCGUGCCGUCGCCGCCCAUAUUCACGCCUGAGAACCCUGAGCAGCGGACCGAGUUACGCGUGCCAUUGGCACCUAAGCUCGAGGGCCGGGAACUCGUUGAAGUUUCAGUAGGUCUGAGUCCUACUAUUGCGUAUCGCAUGGGAUAUCCCUACGAUCAGUGGUUCACAGCUUGUUUCGGAUUUGAGGCGAUAUUGGUGUACAUCGGGGACAAGGGGCGAGAAGUUCUCGCCCAUAAGCCCCGCGACCAUCAUCUCUGGCGCCAGCAGCAACCACGACAGAAUGGUUGGAUGUCAAGCAUCACGGCGCACGUCCCCAGCUUAGGGGGCGGUGGGAGUGAGAAGGACAAGGAGAAGAAUGACUUGGAUCAGCUCACCUUCAACGACAUCGCGCCUUUCCUGGUGACUUCCGGGGCCUCGCUGCGCGACGUCAGCAGUAGAUUGCCCGAGGGUGAGGACAUGGAUAUCCGGCGUUUCCGACCCAAUAUCGUCGUGGAUGGUGACACAGGGACUUCUGACGGCGAGAAACUCGCGGCGUGGGAAGAGGAUUACUGGGGCGAGCUCACCGUCACACGGAGCACAGGUGCUCAGCACCGGCUCGCGCUCACAGCGAACUGUGGACGCUGCGUCUCUAUCAACGUGGACCUCGACAAGGGACGGCCAUCGGAGGGCGAGUCGGGGAUCGUGCUGAAGAAAUUGAUGGCUGACCGGAGGGUGGACGAGGGGAACAAGUAUGCCCCUGUUUUUGGACGAUAUGCUUUCCUCGCUCCGCUCAGAGAGGGAGAGGGAAAGAGAGAUGACGAUAACGUCGUAGAGAUUGUCGUGGGCGAUGAGAUACAUGUCACGAAACGCCUGGAUUAUCGGGAUAGUUGGGCUUGGCCGAAGUACUAAGGAGCGCGUCUACUAUAAUACAUGUACCAACAAUCAGCUAUUGCCAGGCAUAAGGUGGAAUCUGAGAGCUCGAAUGAAGUAAAGGACCGCCUCCAGUUCUACUGUGACCUGGGAC
Messenger RNA from Xylaria bambusicola, 1411 nucleotides. RefSeq lists its product as uncharacterized. The record is from RefSeq and is a predicted model, not a curated record. Gene Ontology annotation, molecular function: catalytic activity; molybdenum ion binding; pyridoxal phosphate binding. The transcript has 4 exons. The coding region runs from base 190 to 1296 and encodes 368 amino acids. NCBI's taxonomy places the organism in Eukaryota, Fungi, Ascomycota, Sordariomycetes, Xylariales, Xylariaceae.